AAUCUUGAGGCUGCGACACACAGGGAUGUAAACAUCAUUCAAAGCUGCAGCGGCUUGUAAAGUCUUCAGUUAUUUCCAUAUUUUAUGUCUGUAAAUACAAAACACUAGCUUAUCGAACAUAACGCACUCCUAACGGCUUUCCCGAAUUUCCGGUUACACGUCACUGACACUUCGUUUAAAAUGAUAUACCAUAUUCCCUGGAUCUACACACCGGUGAGGACUGUCCUGGCAAUCUGGCACCAGCUCACCAAAACUGAGAUCCCAGAGUUGGCCAAGUGCUCGGUGCUGAUGAGGGAACGCAGCAGAGUGGAGGAGACGAUCUACGCCAUGCAGCGAGCAGGUGCAGGCAGCCUGCAGGUCAUCUCAGACUUUGACAUGACACUCACCAGAUUCGCUCACAAUGGAAAGAGAGUUGCCACCACCCACAACAUCCUGGAUAACCGGUUGCUGAUUAAUGAAGACUGCACUAAGAAAAUGAGGGAGCUGUUGAACAUUUAUUAUCCCAUCGAAAUUGAUGCUAGUCGGAGUGUUGAAGAGAAGCUGCCUCUCAUGGUGGAGUGGUGGACCAAAGUUCAUGAGCUGCUGAUUCAGCAGAAGAUCAGGAAAGACUUGCUGGCCCAGGCUGUGAGGGAAUCCAGCACCAUGCUCAGGGACGGCUACAAAGUGUUUUUUGACGGUCUGGCUGAGCAUCAGGUCCCGUUGUUGAUCUUCUCUGCCGGCGUUGGUGACGUCCUGGAGGAGGUGAUCCGACAGAACCACGUCUUUCAUCCCAACGUUCACAUCAUAUCCAACUACAUGGAUUUUGAUCACACUGGGGUCCUGCGAGCCUUCAAAGGCCAACUGAUCCACACCUUCAACAAGAGGGAAGGCGCUCUGUCACAUGCAGCGGGCCUCAGAGAGCUGCAGGGUCGGCCCAACGUUCUGCUGCUGGGAGACUCUCUGGGAGACCUCACUAUGGCCGACGGAGUCUCUGAACCCCAGAACGUCCUCACCAUCGGCUUCCUCAACGACCAGGUGGAAGAGAGAAAAGAGACGUACAUCAACUCCUUCGACAUCGUGCUGGUGAAGGAUGAGACGAUGGACGUUCCUAAUGCCAUCUUCAGGUACAUCACCUCAUCAAGAGACAACAAGUAAGACACAGGAAGGAACUGUGGACUCUUCUUGAACAAACUACACAGAUGAACUGGUUCGCUGCAUUCACCACGAUGCAUGCAGGACAAUCACACAUCCCCACUUACCUCAAACCAGAACUCUGGACUGGACAUUUCUGGAGUUACUGGUGCAGCACACACAUAUACACACACACUAUCCAUUAUCUAUACACUGCUUAAUCCUCUGUAGGGUCACGAGGGGCUGGAGUCUAUCCCAGCUGACUCAGGACGAAGGCAGGAUACACCCUGGACAGGUCUAUCGCAGGGCUACACAGACACAGAGACAAGCACUCUCAUAUUCACACCUACAGACAAUAUGAAAUCACCGAUUAACCUCAGCAUGUUUUUGGACUGUGGGAGGAAGCAGGAGAACCUGGAGAAAACCCACACCUGCACAGGGAGAACAUGCAAACUCCACAUAGAAAGAUCCCAGGCUUGAACCAGGGGUCUUCUACCUGUGAGGCAACAGUGCUAACCACAGUGCAGCCCACACACAACUCUGAAAUCUUUUAUUUUUAAACUCUGUUUUUGACUUGUAUUUGCUGUAAAUUAGUCGUUGUACCAAAGUCUUACAGUUAAAAAGGAAAAAUUGCAGCUUGAGUCAAACUGUACUGUAGCAGAUGUAACUCAGUCAAAAGGGACUUUAUGUUGUCUUGUGCACCUUCAGCGCUCCUUCUGAAAAUGUUUCUGUAGUGUUUCUAACGUUGCCCUUUUUUCACUUCUUUAAGGAGAAAAAGCUUUUACUUCAGCUGCUUUUAAAAAUGUGUUUUAGUAUGCUCAUAUAUGAGCAACAUCAUGUAACACAUUUUGUAAAUGUCUUUAUCUGCCAGGUGUUAAUAUUGACAUUGUUCUAGUGUGUAUCAUGCGUACUGUAUAUUACCUCUUUGUACACAAGCUGGAGGGAUAACAAAUUUACAGAAAAAAAUGAAUUACUGCUACUAAUAAUGUUUUUCAUUGCAGACGUAUGGGAGUAAAAUAGUCAUUCAAUAGAUAGAUGGCCAUGAUUCAAGCUUUUAAAUUCUAUUAGAGAUGCUUCCUAAUACCUGUUAGUAUUUUGUUUGAGCCAAGGUCCAGUAGUUUCCCACCAAUAUUAACCAAUUUUUAGAUCUUGGCACGUAUGUGGGUGCCAACAUGCUGAGAAGUUAUUCACCAACUUUUUAAAACUGACUGUUAUUAUGUGAACUCUUCAUGACACAAUUACAUCAUUUAACAUGCUGCUACUGAAAAAACAGCAGUUCCUCUUAUUUUUCAUCCAGAAUGCAGAGCUGCAACAUUUCCUGAUAUCAAACUACCCCAAGAUGUUUUAUCACUUUAACAUAUAUGCAGGGUUAUAGUGAUGAAUAAAAUCACAAACAACAGAUUUUUAUUUAUUUGAUUUUGAGGAGAAUGAGCCACAGAGGUCGAGUUUAUUGGCAGCAGCCAAAGGUUUUGGCUGUCUAAUCCCUGGCUGCUGAAAUGGUUUUUAGGGACUUGGAAUGUUACCUUUCUGGUGGUAAAGGAGCCUUAACUUGUGCGGGAGGUUGACAGAAACCGACUAGAUUUACUUGGGCUCACCUGAACGUACAGCACAGGCUCUGGAACCAAUCUCCUGAAUAGGAGCAAGACUCUACUCUGGAGUUACCCAGGGUGAGAGGUGGCAGGCAUACACACUCAAAGCCUGAUUAGUUAGGUGAUUAUACGUUGUAGUUUUCCCAGAUUAAUGAGCAGGUUGCUUUGGGAGUAUGGGGCAUCAGGUCUGCUGUUAUCCUCCACCAGUGUGAGAGCUGGAGGAGCAUUCCUAACAAUAAGUCAGAUUCAUUCCUGGUAGAAGCCCAACUCCUCCAGUGCUGCGUUUUGUCGCCGAUUCUGAUCUUACUUUCAUGUACAGGAUUACUAAGGACUGGAGGCUGUCCAGUUGAUAGAGAAAUUUUGCAGCUCUGCAAUUUGUACCAAAAAAUACAGCUCAAAAAGAUGCCAGUACAGUGUUUUCCAUUAUACUGGCGCACCUCUUUUUUUGUCAUUAUUACAGGUACAGUUAUUUCAGAUGUCAGGUGAUUUUUUUUGUGCGAAGAUAAAAAACUGACACUAUUUUGUUUUUCUUACAAACAUUUUAAUUAAUGUGACUUUCAGGACAUAUAAAGGUGCUUGUUUAGUUUUCUGAAAAACAGCUAUCAAACACAGAACACAUUACACAACACUCAACUCCACUAAACAUCCUUUGCACUGUUUUCAGGUCAUUUCAAAACACUGUGCAAUGUGGUACGAAAAAUAUUAAACCAUGAUGCUGUAUGGCAAA
Amphiprion ocellaris (clown anemonefish) is the source of this 3426-nucleotide messenger RNA. Its product is annotated as 7-methylguanosine phosphate-specific 5'-nucleotidase-like. The coding region runs from base 181 to 1134 and encodes 317 amino acids. Gene Ontology annotation, cellular component: cytoplasm. The record is from RefSeq and is a predicted model, not a curated record. The transcript has 10 exons. Gene Ontology annotation, molecular function: 5'-nucleotidase activity; magnesium ion binding. NCBI's taxonomy places the organism in Eukaryota, Metazoa, Chordata, Actinopteri, Pomacentridae.